Arvicanthis niloticus (Nile rat) is the source of this 4091-nucleotide messenger RNA. It is a transcript of the gene Ulk4, whose product is annotated as unc-51 like kinase 4. Gene Ontology annotation, molecular function: ATP binding; protein kinase activity. NCBI's taxonomy places the organism in Eukaryota, Metazoa, Chordata, Mammalia, Rodentia, Muridae. Gene Ontology annotation, biological process: protein phosphorylation. The record is from RefSeq and is a predicted model, not a curated record.
GGCGUCCAGGGGAGUUGGCCAGGUCUUCGGGUGCCUCGGUUUCCUCUGUCCAGGCUGCGGCCUCGCCGUGGCAAGGCAGAGCGCGUGCAACUCGGGUCCCCAACCAUCGUGCAGGAACUAGAUACACUGUUUUGCCACAUAUGAACAGCCAACCUAGACAUGGAAAACUUUGUCUUGUAUGAGGAGAUUGGCAGAGGAAGUAGGACUGUCGUAUAUAAGGGACGUCGGAAAGGGACCAUCAACUUCGUAGCCAUCCUUUGUACUGAGAAGAGCAAACGACCUGAAAUAACCAACUGGGUCCGUCUCACCCACGAAAUAAAACACAAGAACAUUGUAACUUUUCAUGAGUGGUACGAGACCAGCAAUCAUCUCUGGUUGGUGGUGGAGCUUUGCACAGGUGGUUCUCUAGAAACCGUGAUCGCUCAGGACGAGAACCUCCCAGAAGAUGUCGUGAGAGAGUUUGGGGUGGACCUGGUCACAGGACUGCACCAUCUCCACAGACUGGGCAUCCUCUUUUGUGACCUUUCUCCUGGGAAGAUACUCUUGGAAGGGCCCGGAACACUGAAGUUCAGCAAUUUCUGCCUGGCAAAGGUGGAAGGGGAGAGUCUGGAGGAGUUCUUCGCUUUGGUGGCAGCAGAAGAAGGAAGUGGUGACAGCGGAGAGAACAUGCUGAAGAAAAACAUGAAGACCCGUGUCAGAGGCUCUCUGGUCUAUGCGGCUCCGGAAAUUGUGAAGGGGACUGAAUUCUCCGUUACCAGUGACCUCUGGUCUUUGGGCUGUCUACUUUAUGAAAUGUUUUCAGGGAAACCGCCAUUCUUCUCAGAAACGAUGUCAGAAUUAGUUGAGAAGAUUCUGUAUGAAGACCCAUUGCCACCAGUCCCAAAAGACUCUUCAUUCCCCAAAGCAUCCUCAGAUUUCAUUAACUUGCUGGAUGGAUUGCUGCAGAAGGAUCCUCAGAAAAGGUUAUCCUGGGAGGGAGUUCUGCAGCACCCCUUCUGGAAGGACGCCCUGCGGAGAGAAGACUCAGACUCAGUCUCCGAGGACUCCCCAUUCAGCAGAAAUGUCGCGGAAUGUUCUGGACCACAUGAUUCCAGAGAGCUUUUGCAGAGCCCCAAGAAUGGACAAGCCAAAGGGCAGAAGGCAGCGCAUCGGCUCAGCCAGUCUUUCAGGCUAGAAAACCCAACUGAACUGAGGCCGAAGAGUAUCAUGGGAGGCCAGCUGAAUGAAUCCAUAUUUCUCCUCAGUUCACGGCCCACUCCAAGGACUAGCGCCAUGGUGGAAUUAAAUCCUGGAGAGGGUGAGGACCCCAGUUCACCUCAGAAGACUUCUCCUUUAUCCAAGAUGACAAGCGCACACCUGAGCCAGGGGGCCCUGGAGUCCCAGAUGAGAGAGCUGAUCUACACGGACUCGGAUCUUGUGAUCACCCCGAUUAUAGACAAUCCGAAGAUAAUGAAACAACCUGCAAUCAAAUUUGAUCCAAAAAUCUUGCACCUGCCGGCAUACUCUGCGGAGAAGUUGCUGGUCCUCAAGGACCAAGACUGGAAUGAGUUCCUGCAGCAGGUGUGCUCCCAGAUCGACUCCAGCGAGAAGAGCACAGGGGCCCUGCGGGCCAAGCUGAACCUCCUGUGUUAUCUGUGUGUGGUGGCCACUCACAAGGAGGUGGCCACCAGGCUGCUUCAUUCCCCGCUGUUCCAGUUGCUAAUCCAGCAUCUGCGAAUAGCUCCUAACUGGGAUAUACGGUCCAAGGUUGCUCGGGUGGUCGGCAUGCUGGCCUUGCACACAACAGAACUUCAGGAAAACGUGCCUGUUAUCGAGGCGAUCACACUCUUAACUGAAUUAAUCCGGGAGAACUUCAGGAGUGGCAAGCUGAAGCAAUGCCUCCUGCCCACCCUUGGGCAGCUUCUCUACCUCGUAGCCACCCAGGAAGAAAAAAAUGAGCACUCCAGGGAAUGCUGGGCUGUCCCCUUGGCUGCCUACACUGUGCUCAUGAGGUGCCUCCGGGAAGGGGAGGAACGGGUUGUCAAUCACAUGGCUGCGAAGAUUAUCGAGAAUGUUUGCACAACAUUCUCUGCCCAGGCACAGGGCUUCACAACUGGGGAGAUCGGGCCUGUCCUGUGGCACCUCUUCAGACACUCCACCGUGGAUGCUCUGCGGAUAACCGCGAUAUCGGCCCUGUGUAGGAUCACACGGCAGUCUCCCACUGCCUUCCAGAAUGUCAUCGAGAAGGUGGGUCUUAAUGCUGUCAUCAGCUCCCUGGCCUCUGCCAUCUGCAAAGUGCAGCAGUACAUGCUGACCCUGUUCACAGCCAUGCUGUCCUGUGGGAUUCAUCUCCAGCGGCUGAUCCAAGAGAAGGACUUUGUCUCUACAGUCAUCCGUUUACUUGACAGUCCAUCCACCCCCAUCAGAGCCAAAGCCUUCCUGGUGCUGCUUUACAUCUUGAUUCAUAACCGAGACAUGCUGCUGCUGAGCUGCCAAGCGAGGCUGGUGAUGUACAUCGAGAGAGACAGCAGAAAGACCUCCCCAGGCAAGGAGCUGCAGAGUGGGAAUGAAUAUCUGGCCAGGUGCCUGGAUCUCCUCAUUCAGCACAUGGUACAGGAGCCACCGCGGAUUCUAGGUGACAUUCUCAACGCCCUGGCAAAUGUGUCCGGCCGGAAGCACCCAUCCACAGUCCAGGGGAAACAGCUGAAGAUGUGUCUCCCCAUGAUGCCCGUGGUGCUCCACCUGGUCAUGUCUCAGGUAUUUCGACCUCAAGUAGUGACAGAAGAGUUUCUCUUCAGCUAUGGAACAAUUCUUAGUCACAUUAAGUCAAUUGACUUGGGGGAAACGAACAUAGAUGGAGCCAUAGGCAUCGUGGCCUCAGAGGAGUUCAUCAAGAUCACCCUGUCGGCAUUUGAAGCAGUGAUCCAGUACCCGGUUCUGCUAGCCGACUACCGCUCUACGGUCAUGGAUUACAUUCUGCCACCCUUGGUCUCCUUGGUUCAGAGCCAGAACGUGGAGUGGAGACUCUUCAGCUUGCGGUUGCUUUCGGAGACCACAACCCUGCUGGUGAGCCAGGAGACAGAGGAUGGUGACGAAGAGGCCAGCUGCGACUCUGACAGCAGUCUCCUGGCGCUCAUCAGAGAUGAGUUGCUACCCCAGUAUGAACACAUUCUCAUGGAGCCUGACCCAGUUCCGGCCUACGCCCUGAAGCUGCUUGUUGCCAUGACAGAACACAACCCUGCUUUCACCAGGCUUGUGGAAGAAAGCAAACUGGUGCCGCUCAUUUUUGAAGUAAUUCUGGAGCAUCAGGAGAGCAUUCUGGGUAAUACCAUGCAGAGUGUGAUUGCAUUGCUCAACAAUCUGGUUGCCUACAAAGACUCAAACAUGCAGCUGCUUUAUGAGCAAGGACUCGUUGGUCACGUCUGUAACAUGUUCACAGAAACCGCCACUCUGUGCUUGGACAGGGACAAUAAAACCAACACAGAACCAGCAGCCACACUGCUGGCCUCCCUGCUCGACAUCCUUCUGGGCAUGCUGACCUACACUUCCCGAAUCGUCCGGCAGGCUUUGCAAGCUCAGAAGUCAGGCUCAAGAGGAGACACACAGGCUGCAGAGGACCUGCUGGUCCUCAGCAAACCCCUCACAGACCUCAUCAGCCUGCUCAUCCCACUGCUUCCCAGUGAGGACCCUGAGAUCUCCGAGGUUUCGGCCAAGUGCCUAUCCAUCCUGGUGCAGCUGUACGGAGGGGAGAACCCUGAGAGCUUGUCCCCGGAGAACCUGGUGACCUUUGCUGACCUCCUGAUGGCCAAGGAGGACCCGAAGGACCAGAAGCUUCUGCUUAGGAUCCUCAAGAGGAUGGUAACGUCCAAUGAGAAGCUCCUGGAAAGCCUCAAGAACACCGGCAGCCUUCUGCAGGCCCUGGAGCGCCUGGCUCCAGCUCACAGCUCACCCGUCGAUACUGUCGUGGCUUCGUUGGCCCUGGAACUCCUCCAGGCUGUUGGGCAUUGAGACAAAGGCCAUCCUGUGGCUCCCAUCCACUGCACAGCAUGGUCAGAUCCCACAGUCCUUUCUCACCAGCCUCAAGUGGAGCUAAUAAAAUCGAUGGGCCAGAA